Molecule: messenger RNA, 1770 nt
Organism: Saccoglossus kowalevskii
Lineage: Eukaryota; Metazoa; Hemichordata; Enteropneusta; Harrimaniidae
Product: transient receptor potential cation channel subfamily A member 1-like
Molecular function (GO): protein binding
Source: RefSeq, a predicted model, not a curated record
CUUGAUUUGAUCCGACUAUUGAUGAAUUGGGGUGCGCUGUUUCAGGAAGAUAAUUUGGGGCGAUCGCCGCUACAUUGGGCUGUCGCUGAGGGCGAUGUACCAUGUUUAUCCGAGUUACUUCACGGAUGUGAAGCGCAAGAUUUAGACAGGAAAGAUAAAAUGGGACAGACACCAGUGCACUUCGCUGUACAGUUGGGUUACACGGACGUUGUGGCUCUGCUGGUUCAAAAGGGCUGCAGUCUUACUAAACGCAAUAUUGACGGUCUGACACCGCUACUGUUAGCAGCGUGCUAUGGACAUUGUGAUAUAUUCAAAACAAUUCUAGCAAAGAAUGAUAAAUACAUUAACCAGACAGCUAUGCAGGGACGUACUGCUCUACACUUUGCUGCAGCUAGUGGCGAAGUAGAGUUGUGUGACUAUUUACUGCAAAUUGGAAUAGACAUCAGUGCUGUGGAUAUCAAUGGUCACACGCCGUUAUUCAUCGCCGUUACCAACGGCAACGUGAAUGUGGCAAAGUUGUUGAUAAAGAGAAGGGCAAAAAUAUUGAACGCAACAGAUAAACUUGGCAGAUCUUGUCUACACUAUGCCGCUGAGGGCGGUAAUAUACAGUUGACAUCGCUGUUGGUGGCUGUCGUAACCAUGUUGAAGUUAUCCAACAAAUCGAAGGCGGCUCAAUCAUGGAUGGAUCUCAAAGAUGACACUGGCAGUACCGCAUUAUACCUGGCUGCACUGAAAAACCACAGACCAGUAUGCAGAUUGUUAUUAGAUUUUAGCGCCACCACCGACAAACGUGGAGAGAUACUUUUGUUUAAUAUGGUACUUACAGUGAAUGAUGAAAAUAGACUUAGUAUGAGCGACGAAUGGAAAUGUGACGAAGAAAAAUUAGAGCAACAACAACAACAACAACAACAAGAUUCAUAUUUGACCUCUGAAAACAAAGACAAGCAGGGAUUGAAAACUGACAAACGAGAUACGUUUCUUCAGAGGACUCUGAAAGCAUUCGAUCGGUCAUUCUAUGUGUAUUUACCGGAGUCGGUGAAACCGAAGUUGACAACAAAUAAACGACCGUCGACUUCACCGGCAGUAUUGCCAUCAGCAACCAAGACUUCGAAAUUAGACCAAGGAAAAGAGAGCAAAAUACCAGGCGUUGUACUUCCGCUCAGAAAGACUAACCAGACAACAUUACACUUAUCGAGAUACUGUAGAGAGGAGGCGGACAAGGCAACAUACAGCGCAUCACAUGACAGGGCCAACUUGAAGAAAAACAUCUACUUACCUGAAAUACAACCGUUUUGGCUUGCUCAACCUCGUCCCAGGACCGUACCAUCAACUCUAACAUUGAACAACUUGAGCACGUCGUUGUCGCCAAGGUUACACGCCAUGGUUCCAGAGAACAGGAGUUACAACUUGGGAUCACCACGACGGGCUGUUUCCCAUACAUUAAAGUAUUCUAAACAUCAGACAAUGUCAACUUACAAUACUCCAAAGCGUGCUCCGUCGUCAUGGAUACAGAGAGCGUACCGGAGUCAAAACAAAUCAACUACAAAGCAGCAAAGCAUUGUUGGUCGAUUAGGAAGAGUCACGCCGACUGACAGCAUGGAAAGACGUACUUGUACACCUAGCAUUGUUUUGCCGAGAAUGGCGAACCUUGUAGGAAUACACGAAGAGCUACAAAACAAUUUCCUUUAAACCAGACCGUCCUCUUUAGGUUAAACAGAUGUAUUUUUUUUGUUUUGCUUUUAAAUACUGCAUAAACUGUUAUACCCCCAC